UACAGAUUCUGCUGGAAAAUAAAGCAUCAUAGUUGCUUGCUCAGUGUGAAGAAGACAUCACAACAAAUCAUCCACGAUGAAAUUCGCCCUGACUCUCGUCGCCCUCUUGGCUGCCGUCUGCUCUGCCUUCCCAUCGGACUCCUACGGGCCAGCCAACUCUUACGACCGGGACAACACCAUCAAGAUCCACCACGUCUACUACAAGAACGAUGGCUACGGCAGUGAUGGCUACGGCAAGGGAACCUUAGUCGACGGAGGUUACUCCACAGCCAACUUCGUCUUGGGGACUAAGGGAGGACACAGCUUCGGUGGCCUCGGAAACGCCGGUGUCCACGGAGGUCACGGCAGUGGUGGCUACGGAAACGCUGGCCAUGGCGGAUACGGCCACUAAGUUAAUGGCCACUGUGGCUUUGAACUAAUGGGGCCACUGUAGUCCAUUGCGGACACAUCUGCUGAGAUAAUGGACCCGUUGAGUUAUGGGUUCUCAGUGUCAGUAAUAUCUACUAUUUAAAUAAAGAGCUAUAUAAAAAUCA
This is a messenger RNA of Macrobrachium nipponense, 533 nucleotides long. RefSeq names its product glycine-rich protein 3-like. Lineage: Eukaryota; Metazoa; Arthropoda; Malacostraca; Decapoda; Palaemonidae. The transcript is spliced from 2 exons. Bases 77 to 391 code for a protein of 104 amino acids. The record is from RefSeq and is a predicted model, not a curated record.